This is a messenger RNA of Equus caballus (horse), 5440 nucleotides long. It is a transcript of the gene NEO1, whose product is annotated as neogenin 1. Gene Ontology annotation, molecular function: protein binding. Gene Ontology annotation, biological process: neuron migration; axon guidance; cell-cell adhesion. Gene Ontology annotation, cellular component: axonal growth cone; plasma membrane; cell surface. The record is from RefSeq and is a predicted model, not a curated record. Lineage: Eukaryota; Metazoa; Chordata; Mammalia; Perissodactyla; Equidae.
CCGCCCCCCCGCCCCGGAAUGUACUGACUCUCCGCUCUCCUCCCCUCUCCGCCCCCCUGCAGGAGGGAGGCGCCCCCGAGUGUCCCCUCCCGCGAGAGGGGCCGCGCGGGCCGGGUCGGGCCGGGCUGGAGCAGCGGCGGCGGCGGCCGCGGGAGCCGAGCCUGCAGCGAGGGACCGGCUGAAGCGCGCGGGAGGCAGAGCGGCGAGGGCUCCGCGGCGCUGCCGCCGCCGCCGCCGCUCGCAGGGAAGAGAUGGCGGCGGAGCGGGGAGCCCGGCGACUCCUCGGCACCUCCUCCUUCUGGCUCUGCUGCCUGCUGCUGCUCGGGCGCCGGGCGCCGGGCGCCGCGGCCGCCAGGAGCGGCUCCCCGCCGCAGUCCCCAGGAUCCGGUGUUCGAACAUUCACUCCAUUUUAUUUUCUGGUGGAGCCAGUGGAUACACUCUCAAGUAGAGGCUCUUCUGUUAUAUUAAACUGUUCAGCAUAUUCUGAGCCUUCUCCAAAAAUUGAGUGGAAAAAAGAUGGAACUUUUUUAAACUUAGUAUCGGAUGAUCGACGCCAGCUUCUCCCAGAUGGGUCUUUAUUUAUCACCAAUGUGGUGCAUGCCAAACACAAUAAACCUGAUGAAGGCUAUUAUCAGUGUGUAGCCACUGUUGAGAAUCUUGGAACUAUUGUCAGUAGAACAGCCAAGCUCACAGUAGCAAGUCUUCCAAGGUUUGCCAGCCAACCGGAACCUUCUUCAGUUUAUGCUGGAAACAGUGCAGUUCUGAAUUGUGAAGUUAAUGCAGAUUUGGUCCCAUUUGUGAGGUGGGAACAGAACAGACAGCCUCUUCUUCUGGAUGAUAGAGUUAUCAAACUCCCCAGUGGAACACUGGUCAUCAGCAACGUGACUGAAAGAGAUGGGGGCCUUUAUCGCUGCGUAGUGGAAAGUGGUGGGCCGCCGAAGUAUAGUGAUGAAGCUGAAUUAAAAGUUCUCCCAGAUCCUGAGGUUACAUCAAACUUGGUAUUUUUGAAACAACCUUCUUCCUUAGUCAGAGUCAUUGGUCAGAGUGCAGUGUUGCCAUGUGUUGCUUUGGGACUUCCUACUCCAACCAUAAGAUGGAUGAAAAAUGAGGAGGCGCUUGACACAGAAAGCUCUGAAAGAUUGGUAUUGCUGGCAGGUGGUAGUCUGGAGAUCAGUGAUGUCACUGAAGAUGAUGCUGGGACUUAUUUUUGCAUAGCUGAUAAUGGAAAUGAGACAAUUGAAGCUCAGGCAGAGCUUACAGUACAAGCCCAACCUGAAUUCCUGAAGCAGCCUACUAAUAUCUAUGCUCAUGAAUCUAUGGAUAUUAUAUUUGAAUGUGAAGUGACUGGAAAACCAGCUCCAACUGUGAAGUGGGUCAAGAAUGGGGAUAUGGUUAUCCCAAGUGAUUACUUUAAGAUCGUAAAGGAACAUAAUCUUCAAGUUUUGGGUCUGGUGAAGUCAGAUGAAGGGUUCUAUCAAUGCAUUGCUGAGAAUGAUGUUGGAAAUGCACAGGCUGGAGCACAACUGAUAAUCCUUGAACAUGAUGUUGCCAUCCCAACAUUACCUCCCACUUCACUGACCAGUGCCACUACUGACCAUCUAGCACCAGCCACCACGGGACCACUGCCUUCAGCUCCUCGGGAUGUCGUGGCCUCUCUGGUCUCUACCCGCUUCAUCAAAUUGACAUGGCGGACACCUGCAUCAGAUCCUCAUGGAGACAACCUUACCUACUCUGUCUUCUACACCAAGGAGGGGAUUGCUAGGGAACGUGUUGAGAAUACCAGUCACCCAGGAGAAAUGCAGGUAACCAUUCAAAACCUAAUGCCAGCAACUGUGUACAUCUUCAGAGUUAUGGCUCAAAAUAAGCAUGGCUCCGGAGAGAGUUCAGCUCCACUACGAGUAGAAACACAGCCUGAGGUUCAGCUCCCCGGCCCAGCACCUAACAUCCGAGCAUAUGCAACUUCACCUACUUCUAUCACUGUCACCUGGGAAACACCGUUGUCUGGCAAUGGGGAAAUUCAGAAUUACAAAUUGUACUACAUGGAAAAAGGGACUGAUAAAGAACAGGAUGUUGACGUUUCAAGUCACUCCCACACCAUUAAUGGGUUGAAAAAAUAUACAGAGUAUAGUUUCCGAGUGGUGGCCUACAAUAAACAUGGUCCUGGAGUCUCCACGCAAGAUGUUGCUGUUCGAACAUUGUCAGAUGUUCCCAGUGCUGCUCCUCAGAAUCUGUCCUUAGAAGUAAGGAAUUCAAAGAGUAUUAUGAUUCACUGGCAGCCACCUCCUCCAGCCACACAAAAUGGGCAGAUUACUGGCUACAAGAUUCGCUACCGAAAGGCCUCCAGAAAGAGUGAUGUCACUGAGACCUUGGUAACUGGGACACAGCUGUCUCAGCUGAUUGAAGGUCUUGAUCGGGGGACUGAAUAUAAUUUCCGAGUGGCCGCUCUAACGAUCAAUGGUACAGGCCCCGCUACUGACUGGCUUUCUGCUGAAACUUUUGAAAGUGACUUGGAUGAAACUCGUGUUCCUGAUGUGCCCAGUUCUCUUCAUGUCCGCCCACUUGUCACUAGCAUCGUAGUAAGCUGGACUCCUCCAGAGAAUCAGAACAUUGUGGUCAGAGGUUAUGCUAUUGGCUAUGGCAUUGGCAGCCCUCAUGCCCAGACCAUCAAAGUGGACUAUAAACAGCGCUAUUACACCAUCGAAAAUCUGGAUCCCAGCUCUCACUAUGUGAUUACCCUGAAAGCCUUUAACAAUGUGGGUGAAGGCAUCCCCCUGUACGAGAGCGCUGUGACCAGACCUCACACAGACACUUCUGAAGUUGAUUUAUUUGUUAUUAAUGCUCCAUACACUCCAGUGCCAGAUCCCACUCCCAUGAUGCCACCAGUGGGAGUUCAGGCUUCCAUUCUGAGUCAUGACACCAUAAGGAUCACAUGGGCGGACAACUCACUGCCCAAACACCAGAAGAUUACAGACUCCCGGUACUACACAGUCCGAUGGAAAACCAACAUCCCAGCAAACACCAAGUACAAGAAUGCAAAUGCAACAACUUUGAGUUAUUUGGUGACUGGUUUAAAAGCAAAUACACUCUAUGAAUUCUCCGUGAUGGUGACCAAAGGUCGAAGAUCAAGCACAUGGAGUAUGACGGCCCAUGGGACCACCUUUGAAUUAGUUCCUACUUCUCCACCCAAGGAUGUGACAGUUGUGAGUAAGGAGGGAAAACCUAGGACCAUAAUUGUAAAUUGGCAGCCUCCCUCUGAAGCCAAUGGCAAAAUUACAGGUUACAUCAUAUAUUACAGUACAGAUGUGAAUGCAGAGAUACAUGACUGGGUUAUUGAGCCUGUGGUGGGAAACAGGCUGACUCACCAGAUACAAGAGUUAACACUUGACACACCAUACUACUUCAAAAUCCAGGCCCGGAACUCAAAGGGCAUGGGGCCCAUGUCUGAAGCUGUCCAGUUCAGAACGCCUAAAGCGGACUCCUCUGAUAAAAUGCCUAAUGAUCAAGCCUCAGGGUCUGCAGGAAAAGGAAGCCGGCUGCCAGACCUAGGAUCUGACUACAAACCUCCGAUGAGUGGCAGUAACAGCCCUCAUGGAAGCCCCACCUCUCCUCUAGACAGUAAUAUGCUACUGGUCAUUAUCGUCUCGGUUGGCGUCAUCACCAUUGUGGUGGUCGUGAUCAUCGCUGUCUUUUGCACCAGGCGCACCACCUCUCACCAGAAAAAGAAACGAGCUGCUUGCAAAUCAGUGAAUGGCUCCCACAAGUACAAAGGGAACUCCAAAGAUGUCAAACCCCCAGACCUCUGGAUCCAUCAUGAGAGACUGGAGCUAAAACCCAUCGAUAAGUCUCCAGACCCAAACCCCAUCAUGACUGAUACUCCAAUUCCUCGUAACUCUCAAGAUAUCACACCGGUUGACAAUUCCAUGGACAGCAACAUCCAUCAGAGGCGGAAUUCAUACAGAGGGCAUGAAUCAGAGGACAGCAUGUCUACACUGGCUGGAAGGCGAGGAAUGAGACCAAAAAUGAUGAUGCCCUUUGACUCCCAGCCACCCCAGCCUGUGAUUAGUGCCCAUCCCAUCCAUUCCCUCGAUAACCCUCACCAUCAUUUCCACUCCAGCAGCCUCGCUUCUCCAGCUCGCAGUCAUCUCUACCACCCGGGCAGCCCAUGGCCCAUUGGCACAUCCAUGUCCCUUUCAGACAGGGCCAAUUCCACAGAAUCCAUUCGAAAUACCCCCAGCACUGACACCAUGCCUGCCUCCUCGUCUCAAACGUGCUGUACUGAUCACCAGGAUCCUGAAGGUGCUACCAGCUCUUCUUACUUGGCCAGUUCCCAAGAAGAAGACUCAGGCCAGAGUCUUCCUACGGCUCACGUUCGCCCUUCCCACCCCUUGAAGAGCUUCGCCGUGCCGGCAAUCCCACCCCCAGGUCCUCCCACCUAUGAUCCCACGUUGCCAAGCACACCAUUACUGUCCCAGCAAGCUCUCAACCAUCACCUCCACUCGGUGAAGACAGCCUCCAUCGGGACGUUAGGAAGGAGCCGGCCUCCUAUGCCAGUGGUGGUGCCCAGUGCCCCUGACGUGCAGGAGACCACAAGGAUGCUGGAAGACUCUGAGAGUAGCUAUGAACCAGAUGAGCUGACCAAAGAGAUGGCCCACCUGGAAGGACUAAUGAAGGACCUAAACGCCAUCACAACAGCAUGACGACCUUCGCCAGGACAUGACUCCAGACCUGAGUCUAGACGUCUUGGGACUUAGCCUUGAAAACAAGGAGUUGUACAGAGUACGAGAGGACAGCACUUGAGAACACAGAGUGAGCAAGCAGACCAGCCAGCUCCCAACGUGGUCUGGCUCCAGGCCUGACCACCUGCCUUCUCCUGGUCAGCCUGGAAGAAGCGUGUGUCAAAGCAGCUUCCCUUUGCCUGCUAAAACCCUGCAGGACUGGGCACCAUGGGCCAAAAUCAUGUGUCCAGGGAAGAGGCAAGAAGUGCAACCUACAUUUCACUUUGUGAUCAGGCUGUGUCUUCGUGCUGCAACUGCGUCGCCUUUAUGGAGUGUAGACAUUGGCAUUUAUGUAUGAUUUUGUUUGUGUCCUAUUUUAUUUUACCUUCAAAAGAAAAACGCUAUCAAAAACCAAGGAAGUCCGUGGUGUUCCCACAAGUGGUUGAUAUUUGACUGCUUGUUUGAAUUAUAUAUGGAAAGUCAUUGACAGUGUGGGUUGUUCCAAGGGUUGGCUUGUUUUUUGUUUUUGUUCUUAUUUUUUAAUUCUGAGUCAUUGCAUCCUCUACCAGCUGUUAAUCCAUCACUUUGAGGGGGGAGGAAAUGUUGCAUUGCUGUUUGUAAGAUUUUUUAUUAUUUUUUUAUUAUAAUUAUUAAAGGCCUGACUUUCUCCUCUCAUCACUGUGAGAUUACAGAUCUAUUUGAAUGAAAUGUAACAUUGGAAAGAC